AUGGUUUCCAGGCAGUCUGUGGCUUUGUUUCUCUGCUUUCUGCUGCUAAAUCCUCUUUCUCUGGAUGCAGUCUUUCUAAAGCAGGAAGAGGCAAACAGCGUUUUGCAAAGGCAAAGAAGAGCCAACAGCUUCUUUGAAGAGAUAAAACUGGGGUCAAUAGAGAGAGAAUGCAUGGAAGAACAGUGUUCCUUUGAGGAAGCAAGAGAAAUUUACCAGGAUGAUCAAAGGACAAAAGAGUUCUGGCACAUCUAUUCUGACCCUAACCAGUGUGACUCCAACCCCUGUCAGAACGGUGGGAGUUGUGAUGACCAGUUUCAGGAUUAUGUUUGCCGCUGCCCCGCUGAAUAUGAGGGCAAAAGCUGUGAAAAAGCCGUGGCUGACACGCUGAAGUGCAUUUAUGACAACGGCGGCUGUGAACAGUACUGUGCGGACAAGCAGUCUGAAAAGCGAGUGUGCUUCUGUGCAGAUGAUUACACUUUAGCAAGUGAUGGCGUGUCCUGCAUUCCCCAAGUGCAAUACCCAUGUGGAAAAAUACCAGUUCUGGCCAAAAAAAAUGCAACAGCACAAGGGAGAAUAGUAGGUGGUUUAAUCUGUCCUCCAGGUGAAUGUCCAUGGCAGGCCCUUAUACUACAGAAUCAGAAAGAAAACUGUGGUGGUACCCUUCUUUCCCCAGAAUGGGUGGUCACUGCAGCUCACUGUCUGGAGUAUGCUCAACCUACACAGCUGCGGGUGAGGCUGGGUGAACACAGAAUAAAUUACCAUGAGAAAACUGAGCAAGAAAGCGGAGUUGCCAGGAUAAUCAUUCAUGAAGGAUACACAUAUGGACAAGUCAAUAAUGAUAUUGCCCUUCUGAACUUGGAAACACCAGUGAAUCUCACCGACUACGUGGUGCCAAUAUGUUUGCCCGAAAAACGGUUUGCAGUGUAUGAACUUUCCUCCAUCAAGUUCUCCACAGUGAGCGGAUGGGGACGCCUACUAGACGGAGGUGCCACCUCCUCUGUUCUGAUGAGGGUGGAUUUGCCACGCGUGAAGACACAAGAAUGUGAAAAGGAGACCGACUUAAAUAUUACUGAGAAUAUGUUCUGUGCAGGAGAUCUGACUGGUCUUAAAGACUCCUGCAAGGGAGACAGUGGUGGACCUCAUGCUACAAAGUACAAGAACACUUGGUUUCUGACUGGGAUUGUCAGCUGGGGAAAGGGCUGUGCUGUUAAAGGCAGCUAUGGGGUUUACACAAGGGUAUCCAAAUACAUUGACUGGUUGAAGAAGCACAUGGAUUAAUGAUGCUGAAUCAGAGCAUUUCCUGAUCAUUGCUCCCCAAUCCCUUUGUGCCAUUUUCCUACUGAAGCAUUCCUUUCAUUAUCUUAGCAAUGUGAUAUGUGUGACAACCACACCACUAUUAGCAAAUUGAAACCAGCCUAAUGCCUACUUGAGUAC
Molecule: messenger RNA, 1434 nt
Organism: Pogoniulus pusillus (Red-fronted tinkerbird)
Lineage: Eukaryota; Metazoa; Chordata; Aves; Piciformes; Lybiidae
Gene: F7
Product: coagulation factor VII
Exons: 8
Coding region: 1-1278 (425 amino acids)
Biological process (GO): proteolysis; blood coagulation
Cellular component (GO): extracellular region
Molecular function (GO): calcium ion binding; serine-type endopeptidase activity
Source: RefSeq, a predicted model, not a curated record